CUGCCCAUCCCCCGCCCCACUCGCCGGCCUCCGGAGCGGACCUGCUCGACCCCGCGACCCCGCGACCCUGCUUCUGCACUGCCUAAAAGAAUUGGCCUUUCCCGCUGGGGCCGAAGCCGCUUUUCCAGCGGCGACGAUUCAGCGGGGUAGCGUCCGGCAGGCACGAGGCGACCGCAGCCGCGCCACCCGGAGACCUGGCGGUGCGUGGUUGGGCGGCGGGGCAGCUUGCCUCCCUCUCCUGCUUAGCUCGGGGCUUGUGAGUUACAGGUGACUCUACUUGAAUUUCCCAGCUGCAGAAUAUGUAGUACCUUUAAAGGUUGGCAAUGAUGAGCAAGCUGGAAUCAAAGGAAGACAAGAUGCUGGAGGUUCAGUUUGUGGGAGAUGAUGAUGUUCUUAAUCACAUUCUUGAUAGAGAAGGAGGAGCUAAAAUAAAAAAGGAGAGAGCCCAGCUUUUGGUCAACACAAAAAAAAUAAUAAAGAAGCCAGAAUAUGAUUUGGAGGAAGAUGACCAGGAAGUUUUAAAAGAUCAGAACUAUGUGGAAGUUUUAGGACGCCAUGUUCAAGAAUCCUUGAAAAAUGGCUCUGCUACAGAUGGUGGGAAUAAAGUUUAUUCUUUUCAGAAUAGAAAACACCCUGAAAAGAUGGCUAAAUUAGCUUCAGAACUAGCAAAAACACCAAGAAAAAGUGUUUCAUCCAAUUUGAAGAGUGAUUCUGAAAUUACCAUAGACAUUCCUCAGUGUAGCAAGGGGCAUUCUGCUUCAGACAAAGUUCAGUUGAAGAACAAUGAUAAAAGUGAAUUUCUGUCAACAGCACCUCGUGGGCUAAGGAAAAGACUAAUAGUUCCAAGGUUUCAUUCUGACAGUGAAAGUGAAUAUUCUGCUUCCAACUCGGAGGACGAUGAAGGGGUUGCACAGGAAUGUGAAGAGAACACUAAUGAAGUCAUAUUGAGCGAACAGAUUCAAGCUCAGAAUAGAGUAGUUUCGGCUCCUGUUUGCAAAGAAACGCCUUCUAAGAAAAUGAAAAGAGAUAAAACAAGUGACUUAGUAGAAGAAUAUUUUGAAGCGCACAGCAGUUCAAAAGUUUUAACCUCUGAUAGAACACUGCAGAAACUAAAGAGGGCUAAACUGGAUCAGCAAACUUUGCAUAACUUACUGAGCAAGGUUUCUCCUUCCUUUUCUGCUGAACUUAAACAACUAAAUCAACAAUAUGAACAGUUAUUUCAUAAAUGGAUGUUGCAGUUACACCUGGGGUUCAACAUUGUGCUUUAUGGUUUGGGUUCUAAGAGAGAUUUACUGGAAAGAUUUCGAACCACCAUGCUGCAAGAUUGCAUUCAUGUUGUCAUCAAUGGCUUCUUUCCUGGAAUCAGUGUGAAAUCAAUCCUGAAUUCUAUAACAGAAGAAGUCCUUAAUCAUAUGGGUACUUUCCGCAGUGUGCUGGAUCAGCUAGACUGGAUAAUAAACAAAUUUAAAGAAGAAUCUUCUUUAGAACUCUUUCUUCUUAUCCACAAUUUGGAUAGCCAAAUGUUGAGAGGAGACAAAAGCCAGCAGAUUAUUGGACAGUUGUCAUCUUUACGUAAUAUAUACCUUAUAGCAUCUAUUGAUCACCUCAAUGCUCCUCUCAUGUGGGAUCAUGCAAAGCAGAGUCUUUAUAACUGGCUCUGGUAUGAAACUACUACAUAUAGUCAUUAUACUGAAGAAACCUCCUAUGAGAAUUCUCUUCUGGUUAAACAAUCUGGAUCACUACCACUUAGUUCCCUAACUCAUGUCUUACGAAGCCUUACCCCUAACGCGAGGGGGAUUUUCAGGCUACUAAUAAAGUAUCAGCUGGAUAACCAGGAUAACCCUUAUUACAUUGGACUUUCUUUUCAAGACUUUUACCAGCAGUGUCGGGAGGCAUUCCUCGUCAAUAGUGAUCUGACACUUCGGGCCCAAUUAACUGAAUUUAGGGACCACAAGCUUAUAAGAACAAAGAAGGGAACUGAUGGAGUGGAAUAUUUAUUAAUUCCUGUUGACAAUGGAACAUUGACUGAUUUCUUAGAGAAGGAAGAAGAGGAAUUUUGAAGCUCUCCUGUACUCUUGAAUCUUCUGUGGAAGAGUUGUACCCCAGCUGCCACUCCUCUAGUCUAAAAUGUUGUGUUUACAUCCAAUAUUAGACUCUUUUUCCAAUGUACAAGAUUUAAAAUUGGGAGGGGGAAUGUCAUCAAUUAGAACCUUGAUUAUUAGCCUGGCUGGUGUACCAUCCUAGUACUAUGCAGUGGUCCUCAAGUUGGAGAAAAUGUGCCUUUCAUUCAUUACCUCUCUGGAGACUUCUUGCUGGAAGGAACAGUGUGCUCAGGGACUAUUUGGAGCUGGAUGUUUUGAAUUCUUUUAUACCAGAGAUGAUAUUCCUAAUUUUUCGAGGGCCUUUAACACUCCUGGAGCUAUCUGCAAAUGUGCUUGUUCCAGAGUGUGGAAGUACAAAGACGUUGCAGCAUCACGUAAAUCGGCUUUAUUUGCUAUUCCAUGUGUCAGAAUUGAAGAGUAUAAUAGAGAAGGCAGAUCAUCUCUUACUGUUUCUGAAAUGGCUUAACAAAAGGUGUAAGAUUGUGGGAAAGUAGGUAAUUCAACUUUCUCCUUUUGUAUUUAGGCUACAUGCUGAUAGAGGAAGAAGGAGCAUGAUGCCAUUCAGUUGGGAGAGUAGGAAAAACAUAAAAGAGUAUAUAGGGUGUAUGCCCAUCCCAGAAAGCACGUGAACAGUAACAGAUCGUGCUGCUCAGGACACUUAAUGUCUGUGCCGUCACCUUCAGGAUACAAGUUAGAAGCCAGGCUAGAGAAACACAAACCUGAAUUUCAUUUUAGUUAUUUUUUCAAGGCAACAGAAAAUAAAAAUUUAACUAUUCUUGUAUAUCAACAUGUUUUUCUUUUCUUGAAUAACAUGCAGAUGAGCAGCAUAUUAAUGGCUGGCCUUAAAUGAAUUUGAUUUCUCUAUCAAGUAGGCCUAAAAUUCACUGUAAGACAUUUCAGUUUUUUUCCUUAAAAUGACAAUUUCAAACCUCCUAAAUACUCAAGCCUUUUUUUCUCUUAGGAAAGACAAGAAGGUUAAUCUCGGCCACUGGAGUCAGCUCAUAGUCUUCACAUACUCCCUGAACUAUUUCAUACUUGGAAAUGAAAUUCUUCAUUAAAAUAUCACUGUAAUAUACUGCAUCAGCAUUUCUCACCCAUUUCUCAUCUUGUAAACCCCUUUUAUGAAAAUAUUUCCCAAAAUGAUCAGAAUUCUUAAAACCAUUUCUUUGUGUCAUAUAAUGAAGUAAUUUUAUUUUAAAUCCAUGCAUUAAGGGGUUUAGUCUUAAGCAUAAUUACUAAUCAAAAUUUUAAAUUUAUACAUGAAUAGGAUUCUAAAAUUGUUUAAUUGUACCAAAGGAUAUGCAAUGAAAAGUGAUUUUCCUUACCAUCCCGAUCCAGUCCCUUAGGCAGCCAUUGACAGCGGUUUAAGCAUUCUUCCCAAGGUAUUCUAUGCACAUCUAAGGGUAUUUGUCUGUAUUUCUCAUUUUAAAAACACAAAUGGUGGCAUAUGAUGCUUGCUGGUUUGCACCUUGUUUUUGUUUUUGCUUAAUAUAUUUAGUUUAUUAUAACUUACAGUAUAAAAAAGUAUAUGAGGGGCUUCCCUGGUGGCGCAGUGGUUGGGAGUCCGCCUGCCGAUGCAGGGGACGCAGGUUCGUGCCCCGGUCUGGGAAGAUCCCACGUGCCGCGGGGCGGCUGGGCCCGUGAGCCAUGGCCGCUGAGCCUGCGCAUCCAGAGCCUGUGCUCCACAACGGGAGAGGCCACAGCUGUGAGGCCUGCGUACCGCAAAAAAAAAAAAAAAAAAGUAUAUGAAAUCUUUAAUGACCUAAUGUGCAAACUUUGCAUUUGCCCUUAAAUAUCUACUGGUUUAUUUUUAUAAUUUUUGUGUCUAUACUGUUUGCAAGCAGUAUGUGUGAAUAGUCUUUACUAUUAAUAAAGAAACCAAUUUGGAUAUAA
Messenger RNA from Lagenorhynchus albirostris (white-beaked dolphin), 3995 nucleotides. RefSeq names its product origin recognition complex subunit 2 (gene ORC2). The record is from RefSeq and is a predicted model, not a curated record. The coding region runs from base 324 to 2060 and encodes 578 amino acids. Gene Ontology annotation, biological process: DNA replication. Lineage: Eukaryota; Metazoa; Chordata; Mammalia; Artiodactyla; Delphinidae. The transcript is spliced from 18 exons. Gene Ontology annotation, molecular function: DNA replication origin binding. Gene Ontology annotation, cellular component: nucleus; nuclear origin of replication recognition complex.